Molecule: messenger RNA, 2459 nt
Organism: Poecilia latipinna (sailfin molly)
Lineage: Eukaryota; Metazoa; Chordata; Actinopteri; Cyprinodontiformes; Poeciliidae
Gene: arrdc3b
Product: arrestin domain containing 3b
Exons: 8
Coding region: 432-1688 (418 amino acids)
Biological process (GO): protein transport
Cellular component (GO): cytoplasm
Source: RefSeq, a predicted model, not a curated record
GUCGAAGGCAAGUGGAGACAGAUUCGCCUGUUUAGAAAAGGCUGAGCCCAGCAGCAGCAGCAGCAGGCUGGUUGGUCGGAGCGCACAUGCUCAGUGGGAUUAUUAUUGUUUUUUUUUUUUUUUUUUUUCGAGCGGAGGCUUUAAGAGCGCAGCCACUGCAUGCAGACGGCAGCAGAGAGGCUGAGCCAGAGCUGAGAGAGAGCACACCCGGAGGAGGAGAGCUGCAGGAGGAGGAGAGCUGAAGCGGACCAUCAGCUGCCAGAUGAGCCAUCCCUGACAGCUGCAGACCCGGCUCUAUGCUGGGCACCCGCAGCCCCAGGCUGCUCCCGCUCCCAUCUUCUCCUCAAUAGACUCCUAUUUUUUUAUACACAUUUUCCUACAUUUUAUUUUUUUAUUUUUUCUACAUUUGGUUUUCUAAAAGCAUUUCCAUUAUGGUGCUGGGCAAAGUUAAGGCCCUGGCGGUCUACUUCGACUGCCUGAACGAGAACAACCUGCCCGUGUUCUCCGGGGGAGACCUGGUCUCCGGGCGGGUGGUGGUGGAGGUGACCGGGGAUGUGCGGGUGAAGAGGCUGGACAUCACCGCGCGGGGGCUCGCCAAAGUCCGGUGGACGGAGUCGAGAAACGCCGGGGCCAACACCGCUUACACCCAGAACUACACGGAGGAGGUGGACUACCUGCAUCACUGCGACACCCUGAUCGGAGAGGAGAGAGAUGAAGACGCUCUGGAGGAGGGCAUGACUGUCCUGCACGCCGGCCUGCAUGAGUUCGCCUUCAGCUUCAACCUGCCUCAGAUGGCUCUGGCCACUUCGUUUGAAGGGAAGCACGGCAGUGUGAGGUACUGGGUGAAAGCCGAGCUGCACCGGCCCUGGCUGCUGCCUGUCAAAGUCAAGAAAGAGUUCAUUGUGUUCGAACACAUCGACAUCAACACGCCCCUCCUGCUGGCCCCCCAGGCUGGGACGAAGGAGAAGACUCUGUGUUGCUGGUUUUGCGCGUCGGGUCCAAUCUCCCUCAGUGCCAAAAUAGAGCGGAAGGGCUACACACCAGGCGAGUCCAUCCAGAUCUUUGCCGAGGUGGAAAACUGCUCGUCCCGUGUCGUGGUGCCCAAAGCGGCGCUGUACCAGACACAGACCUUCUUCGCCAAGGGCAAGGGCAGGCAGAUCCAGCAGUUGGUGUCCAACCUGCGGGGAGAACCUCUGCAGCAAGGGAAGAGCCAAAGCUGGGAGGGCAAGCUGCUCAAGAUCCCCCCGGUGUCGCCCUCCAUACUGGACUGUCCCAUCAUCAGAGUGGAGUACGCCCUCAUGGUGUACGUGGACAUUCCCGGCGGGUUGAACCUGUCGCUCUCGUUGCCUCUGGUCAUCGGCACCAUACCGCUCCAUGCCUGCGCCACCCGCACCUCCAGUAUCAGCAGCAACUGCAGCUCGGUCAGCUGGAUGGGCCUGCCAGAGAGACCUGAGGCUCCACCAAGCUACAGCGAUCUGGCAAUAUCAGAGGCUCACAGGCGGAACUGUCUGCAGGGCUGUGAUAGGUCUGAUGGGGAGGGAGAGGGCCAAGGAUCUGUGCUGACAUACAUCACAGAGUUCAGAUAUCUCCCCCCACCACUCUACUCUGAGGUGGACCCGUACCCCGACACCGUGGAGGUCUGUGGCACUGCAGACGUCCGGAGACCUGACAUGUGUCCGUCCCGCUGAGGGGGUCCUACCCAGUCUACCCAUGCUCAGCCAGAAGUCCCACAUGACUUCUCACCAGGAUGUCACUGUAGAUGUGGCUGGACCCAUGCUGACCUGAGGACAGCCGACCGACGGAGUCCACGGUGACUCAUGGACGAGACGGACCAGGGUUACGUUGGACAAACCAUUUCCCGUCCUCGAGACGAGGACAAAACCAAUGUCCUCUGACAGCGGCGUGAAAAACUGUCCUCCCCUCCCACCAGAAGACGUCUCCUCCUGCCUCACAGAGAGGUUUGCACAUGCCGUUCCAACCGGUUCCCUCUCAGAACGCCGCGGGCCGACAUGCCUCAGUAGACGGAACGUCCGCAGUGCUCUAACUGGCACAUAGUGAAGAGAGCUGUCUCCACAGACAGCUGAGCUCAGCGCUCCGGCCCGAAGGUGGAAGUCCGGUGAAAUUCCCUGAGAUUCUCCAACUCAAACCAGAAACAAGACGAUGACGACAGAAAAGUGUCACAUCAGCGACCAACUCAAGGGCUUCAAAGCUCAAGUUGAGUGUGAAUGUGUGUGUGUAUGUCCGUGCAUGUAUGCGUGUGUGUGUGAAGGCUACAGGGUGUGUGUCGACUUAAAUGUUAGGACAAAGCACAACUCGGACCAACCCAGACAGUGUACCACAAGUUGCCUGUUGGUUUCUGCUCUGAGAUGAAGCCUGUGUAGCUGCAGAUUCUUCCACGACCCGGACGGAUGUUAGAACGCAAAAAAAAGAAAGAAAGAAAAAUAACAGAUCAAUGUUUA